Mycotypha africana is the source of this 504-nucleotide messenger RNA. RefSeq lists its product as uncharacterized. The record is from RefSeq and is a predicted model, not a curated record. Lineage: Eukaryota; Fungi; Mucoromycota; Mucoromycetes; Mucorales; Mycotyphaceae. The transcript is spliced from 5 exons. The coding region runs from base 66 to 431 and encodes 121 amino acids. Gene Ontology annotation, biological process: regulation of peptide transport.
CCUCCAUUAUCACUGUCUCUUUUUCUAAGUGUACUUUAUUUUUCCUUCUUCUGAACUUACAGACUAUGCUUGAUUCACAAAGCCCACCGAGGAGAAGGUACUUAGUGGGAGUGUUGGCUUUACUGGCAGUUGUAUUUAUAUGGGUCACCUCGUCGUUUGUUAUGAAUAGUAUCUUUGCCGAUCUUGAAUACAAUAAACCUUUCUUCGUUACAUACAUAAAUACGGCGACUUUUUCUCUGUAUAUGAUACCCUUUCUUCACAAAAAAAAAACGAAACAAUCUGCUCCAGAAAACCUAACUCUAGAAAUUGAGGCGAGCUUGUUAGCAAAUCAAGAAUCAGAGAUAGAAGAAGUGCGAAUUAUACAACCAAUGCUAGCUUGGCAUACACAAGUGUCGCCAGCAGUACAAUUCUUUCAUCAAUGUCAGGCUUAGUCACGUUAGCGAUAGGUGCCAUUUUUAAGGUUGAAAAGUUGACCAUUGUAAAAGUGAUAUCGGUCUGCGUGAG